Molecule: messenger RNA, 6021 nt
Organism: Guillardia theta CCMP2712
Lineage: Eukaryota; Cryptophyceae; Pyrenomonadales; Geminigeraceae
Exons: 33
Coding region: 1-6021 (2006 amino acids)
Biological process (GO): proteolysis
Molecular function (GO): serine-type endopeptidase activity
Source: RefSeq, a predicted model, not a curated record
AUGGAUCAUAGCUGGAUGAGAGUCCCCAUGAUGAAGGGAACAAAAAUCCAGGAGCAGCACGCAAGGGACUUGUGUCUGACCGUCUUGCUCGUUUUUGCGGGGCUGGCGAUGGUGGGCUACGUGGAGGAUGACGAGAACGUGAUACUGCUACAGAACAGAGCGAUCAGCACUGCAUCGCAGCAAAGCUUUCUUCAUGACCUCAACAUGACCGACGGCGAAUGCUUGCAAGUGCUCAUACAAAUAUCCCCGGAGCUUGUGGGACCUCUCAGAGAGAACGCGAACGUGACGUUGGGCGGUUAUCUGAACCACAACGCCUUCACGAUGGUAUGUCCCCUUGGUGAGUGCAAGGAGUUGCAAGAAACCAAACAUGUCCGCUGGAUGGGAAGACGACAUGCAUAUGACAAGUUGGGAUUUGACAUGCAAGAGCUCUCCCUGGCAGGAGAAACGGGGAACCAGAAACGCUCGCGGUCCUGCCUUAGGGACUAUCGGACGUUUGCUAGGGAUCUUGAAAGGAUGGUGUCGAUGUACGUUGGUGCAGGAGAGCACUUCAUCGUGCAGGAGAUCAUCUUGCGGGUUGCUGAUCUGGUGGAGGUGGAUUGGAUUGAGCCAACGUUCGCAUACGUGACAAGGAACUUUGCGGCGGGAAAGAUUGUCCUAUCAGGAUCGUCGGAGGACUCGAGGCUGAGCACGAAACUCUUCACCAAGACCAUCGCGACCCCUCUCAACGGCAGCGGCCAAGUCAUCGCCAUUGCAGACACAGGGGCUGACUUUGACAACUGCAUGCUGUGGCAGCAGCCGUUCCCCUUCCCUUGCCUUGGGAGUUAUCGAUAUUGUUUUCUGGCUCAGCCCGACUUCGUUUCCUUUGUUCGGGAGAUGCAAACGAGAACUCAAGAUGGUCCUCUGCUAGCCGGUUUUUCUUUGCGUGGCGACUCUUCGAUGGAUCUUCUUCUGUCCGCAUGGAGUGAAGUGCGGCCGAAGCUGCUGGAGAUUUUGACAUUGGACUCAACCUGUCUGAGCUGUGGAGGAAAGAUUGUGACAGAGCAGGGAAUUGACCGAUUCAUACCAAAGCAAUCAACAGCGUAUGAGAAAACAGACACCACGCCGCAGCUUGUUAUGGAUACGAUAGGAACGGAGUACAGAUAUUUCUCAAACCUGAUGUUCGAGAAGUGCAUGUGCUGGUUCACAACUCCAAGCCCCGGGACGAUCACGCCUGUAGUAUCUGAGCAGUGGACCGGACCAAGCCUGCCGGCGCUCGACACCAACUUGUUGCAGUCAAUGUGCAACAUCACGAGAGGAGGCGGAAAGUACCCUGACCCGAGGUCGCUUCCAAGAUAUCCCAAUGGGACCCUACCAGGGCGGAGAGAACAUCACUAUCAACCCUUGCAACGUGACCUGGGAUCCAAGGUUGAUCGAAGCAGCUAUUUCCCAAUGCGUCUCAUCGUACUAUCUCGGCGAAAACUUGUAUGGACUGCAGACUGGAAGCCCAGAAGCCAAUUCAGCGCUCUACACGAGUGGUGGAAGAUCUACACGACAGUCCCUCCAUACGACAGGGCAGAUCACUCCAGGAGGAAGCUCAUCGGCUACUACACGUUCCCCGGCUGCUCGCCGUGUGGCCUCUGCAACCGCGUCCGCAUCGACAUCUCCUCCUUCCCCUCCAGCUCAUUCUCGCGCUCCCUCCCAGCUCUGCUGGCCAGGACCGAGGCCCUGUCGAUCCAGCUGGCUCCUCUGACUGACGACUGGAGGUUUGACGAGUUUGCGGCGAGGUACACGGACUUCAGCCUUGUCAUGAACGUUGACGUCACAGUCAACAAUGAGGCCAGCAGGCAGGUCGCUCAGUUCGGCAUUGCAGUGUGCGUGCUGAGCAACGAGACGUUCGCCCGGUCCACGAGCGCCCAGCUCAAGGACCUGAGCUACUGGAACACGACCUGUCUCAACAGCCAGGGCUUCCAGCACCUGCUCUCUUCCUCCUCCUCCUCCUCCUCCUCUCCUUUCAAGGUCAACGUUCCGUUCUACACCAUGGCAUCCAACUCAACCCUCCCCAAGACAGCAGACGGGUUUGUCAUCUACGUCAUGAACGCAGCGAGUCAGGCCGGGGCAGUGUCCGUCUACGUGAGCGUGCGAGGGCAGCUGUAUGCUAACUCGAUACCCUGCAGCGACAAGCGCGACGGGGAUCUGCUGCCUUCCUUUGACAGCAGGACGACUAAGAUUAGGAGUGACGAUAGGAGGGGAGUUGACUCGGUCGGGGACGCGAACGUUUGCGCAGACACCAACAAGAACUACUGUGACGGCUCCUCCUCCUCCGGGCGACAGGUUGACUUGUGUGGGGUGUGCGGGGGUGGCUGCUUCCCCCCUGCCUGCUCCCUCUCCCACUGCAUCUCCUCCUCCUCCCUCCUCGCCCGCGUCAGGUUCGUCGAUCAGUUCGCAGCAGCAGGAGGGACUGUUUCCCGCACCUUCCUCCCAGCUCAUCGCUGCCCCAGCGACUACGGCAGCAUCGUCCCCUGCCUUGAUCUCGGAUGCUCAGCGGCGCUAGGAACUUGUCAGGGAAGAAAGGAGACGUACAACAUCGAUACCCUCCUGCUCUCCCUGACCUCGGGGGCAGAGUUCAAGUUCCCUGCUGGGUCGCUGCUGGUGGACGGGAGGAGGGACGACAGGAGGUGGCUGCUGACAAUCUCCUCCUUCCUCCCGAUCCAGGGAAUCUUUCGCAAUGGGCAGGACGGGGCGAUCGGAGGAGUGCAGCUAUCGCUACUCCCUGCUCCUGCCGUCAUGCUCUCGUCAGCUCCGUCGCAGCUGCAGGUGCUGGGGACCCUGGCGGAGCUGGAGCAGGCGCUGAAGACGUUCACCGUCACUUGCUCCUCCUCCCCCAACAACAUCCUCGACAGGCAGCGCCUGCUGCGCAUGGAGCUACAGCUAUUCCUCAACGGGACGUCGGUCAACCUUGACGGAACCAUAGGAACUCAGUGCAAGGUGGGAUGGCGAGGGGCGGGAUGCAACAUCGUUCAGCACAGGAAGGAGAUAGUUCUGUCCUGUGCUCCUCAGGACCAAGGAGCUCGGUUCAUCGCUCCCUCGGACAUGCUGCCGGGAAGGAGGCCGAUCCUCAACAGGCAAGGGCACGGGACGCACGUUGCGGCCUCGGCAGGAGGGGAGGCGUACGAUCCGGUUGCGUUCCCUUCCCUCCCUCUCUCCACCCCGCUCAGCAUCCACAACUCCAUCGCGAGCUCUGCAAAGCUGAUGGUUGUUGACAUCUCCUCCUCUUCCUCCCUCUACCUCUCCCCCCCCGACUCCAUCACUCUCCUCCUCACCCGCCCCUACAACGACGGCGCCAGGAUCUUCCUGAACCCCUGGAGCUGCUCCGACUUCCGCUGGUGGAAGGAGCAGGAGACUUCUUUCAGCUACAACUACCUCAUCGCCCAGGACGCCUCCCUACACGGUGACCCUCAAAUCUGCAACCGCUACACCAUCGACUCGCGCGAUGUCGACGACUUCGUCCACUCCCAUCCCGACCUGCUCGUCAUCUUCUCAGCUGGCGACUCGGAGGGAGGUUACAGCAGCGUGUCCUCCCCUGGCACCUGCAAGAACUGCCUCACCGUCGGCAUGUCCCAACUCUGGGAGCAGGAGGAGGUGGCAGGAGCUGAGUACCUGCUGGACCAGUGCAGGCCGGAAGACUGUCCCCAGCUGUUCUGGGAGCAGGGGUCCGGGACGAGCGGCGUGUGUGUGGACUCCUCCUCUUCUCCACCUUCCCAGCUCGCCUCCUGCUGCGCCUUCAAGUAUGGGGGGGACAACCCUGAGACCAUCGACUACCGCAACCAGCUGGGGUUUGCAGUCUCUCAGCAGGGGACUUUGACUAGCUACGUGUCAAAAGUUGCCAACGCACCGCCCACGUACAUCGGCAACCUGUACACGGACAAGUCCAGGCUAAAGAUGGAGCGAGUCAAACCCGAGCUGAUGGCUCCCGGUGUCAACGUGCUAAGUGCGAGGUCCGAUGGCGAUCCAAACUCAGGAGGAGUUCGAGGAUGCAGAUGCUGCAUGAACAGCGGGGGAGACGACAAGUCCUCCAUCGUCGCUCUGACAGGAUCGAGCAUGUCAGCGGCUCAGGUCGCUGCAGCUGCAGCUCUUGUGCGCUCCUACUUCGAGCAGGGAUUCUUCCCCCUGGGGACUGCAGGAGGGAACGUCUGGAGCCCGAGCGCGGCGCUGGUGAAGGCUGUGCUGUUAGCGUCAGCAGACAAAAUGCUGAAGAAGGAGGAGGCGAGUGGGGAGAGAACAGACAUUUCCUCCCUCUCCCUCCCCAACCCCUACGAGGGUUUCGGCCGACUUCACCUCCUCAACGUCAUCCAGCUCAACGAGCAGACGCCGCUGACCGAUCGCUGCACCUGCCUGGGAAGCAACGACCUGCUGUUCUCUCCCGCCAACGACCCUGACGGGAAGAGGAAGCAGCUGCUUGGGCCCAACUACGGCAAGACUUGCGCGCCAUGGGACAAGAACCUUUGCAACGAGACGCUGGUGGGAGGAGGAGAGCCAGAUAUCAGCUGCUGCAAGUCUUGGUGCUGGGUCUCGCCCACAUGCCAGGUUGCCAUCCCCUCUCCGCGCUACCCGGGCAUGUUCUUCUCCUACCUCAUCUGCCCAAGCGACCUGUCGGUGCUCGACGCCUGCCCCUGGCGCAACCAGGCAGUGAACAUCAACGUUCGCAUGCUCGUAAGGGACGCCAAGAUCGUGGGGGCAGCAGGGGAGGGAGUGAGCAGAACGUUCGAGGACUUGCAGGCCAAGGUCUCCCCCCAAGAGUUCUCGCUCAGUCAGAACGAUACUCUCCUCUACUCCCUCGCCAUCACAGGGGCCAGUCAGAGCAGCCCCUUCAAGGUCACCCUGGUGUACACGGACCCGGCUCCUGCUCUCGCCUCCUCUACGCUCCUUGUCAACGACCUCGACCUCUCCGUCUCCGUCACCCCUAUCACCGCAGCCAUCGGCUCGUCCAUGACCAUGAAUCAAGUCCUGCAGCUCCCGGUGAACCAGGUGGAGGAGCAGACAUACUACGGCAACGGGAAGCUACUUGGUGAUGACGUGAACAACGUCGAGCAGGUUCGGAUCACGCAGGCUGGGCCCAGCGUGGUCAACGUGACUGUGAGGGGGAAGAGGGUUGUGCAGGGGUUGAACACAAGUGACCUUUGCCAGACCUUUGCCAUCGUUGUCUCAGGAGACCUAGCAGGGCUCGUGGGGGACAGUAUGCAGGCUGACUACACGGGGAUGCGAUACGGUAUCUGCGGGAGGCCGGCGGGGCCGGCGGAGGCGAAGAAGAAGUCGCAAGUCUGGAAGCUUAUCAUCGCUAUCGUGAUCCCCUGCUUCGUCGGCCUCCUCAUCUUCAUCUGCAUCAUGAGAUUCCUCUACAUGAAGAGAGUCAGGAGGCUUGCGGGAGGAGGAGGAGGAGGAGGGAUGGAGCAGUUCGCAGGGAUCAAGUACAUGAGCACGGUGACACCGCUGGAGUGCGUGUCGGGGAGAGCGAGAGGAGGAGGGCUAGAUCGAAUUCUUCUCGAGUUCGGACAGUCGCAGGAUGGAUAUUACGUUGGUCAAACAUGUUCCAUCACAGCAGGACCAGGAUCAGAGCAGGGCCCGGUGAUCAUAACAGAUUACGAUGGGUCGACAGCAGUUGCCUACGGCAACUUCAAGACCGCCCCAACAACAGACUCCUACUACACCAUCGGAAACCAUGGCAGGUCGGGACCGAUCGUGUCGAGAGCAAAGAUUUUCGACUACAAGGUCGGCGUACUCGGGAUGAUCGGAGCUCCAUGGAUGCCCAGGAGAACGGCAGACUCGUCGAUACUGCAGCGGGCAGAGAAGCAGAAGAAGGAGCAGAAGAAGUCUGCGGGGAGGGUGGAACAAGAGCAGCAGCAGGAGCAGCAGCAGGAACAACCAGCAUUGUUCUGUCGAGCGUCUAACAAGCUCGUUAAGGACAUGGUACAGUCAGUAGUCGAGGCUCGAACGACUCAUGGACAGAAGACAAGAGAUCAGCUGGCGCGCCUCAACAUCGGGUGA